Molecule: messenger RNA, 894 nt
Organism: Plasmodium gaboni
Lineage: Eukaryota; Apicomplexa; Aconoidasida; Haemosporida; Plasmodiidae
Product: putative EMP1-like protein
Exons: 1
Source: RefSeq, a predicted model, not a curated record
AUGUUAUGCGGUUAUGAAAAAUAUAAAAAAGAUACUACAAAUAAACGAUUUGACAAAACAUGGUGUGAUAUUCCUACUGAAGAUAAAACUCCUCAAUUUUUAAGAUGGUUACUUGAAUGGGGUGAACAAGCAUGUAGAGAAAAACUACAACUGUCCAAAGAUCUAAAGACAAAGUGUAAUCAUAUGUUUGAUGAAUAUAAAAAGUCUGGUAUAGGAGAAAUAGAAAACACUAAAUGUAGAUCAAUAAUUAAUGACUAUAUGAAUUGGUAUUAUAAGCGAAAUCCAGAAUGGAACCAACUAUCUAAAAAAUAUAAUACAUUUAUACAAGAAAAUUCGACCGGUAAUACUAAAGCAACUGAAAAAACUGCUCAGGAAUAUAUAAAAGAUAAAUGCGUAAAUUGUGAUUGUAAUUUAAACGAUUUGAAUGAGAUAAGCAAAGUUUCUGAUAAUAAAGAAGAAUUAUUGAAAGAAUUGAUUAGUAUAUCCGACUAUGAUAGCACUGGCCCAAAUUCAAUCAUGAAAAAAAUAGUCAAGAUAUCUAAAUUUGAUCGUACAACUGUUCGAAAAACUAAAGAUUUCUUAAUGGAUACGUUUCAAAAAGGGUUAAACUAUUCUAUUUUGGGCACAAAAAUUGGAAUAAUAGGAGGAAUAUUUGGUUUAGACACUGUUGUGAAUAAAAUUAAAGAAAUUACCGAUAACAUAAACUCAUCAAUAUCACAAGAGACUAAGAAAUCUUCUCAAAAUAUACCUGCACAAACUCUAAUACCGGCUAGAAAAACAAAUCCAUCCACUGGUAAAUCACUUCCGCUCCAGGAAACUCUAUCACAAUACGUUAUUCCCACAACAGUUAUAUCUGUUGUUGGAGGAACAGUUCUUGGAUUAAUUUUAUACAAG